Molecule: messenger RNA, 606 nt
Organism: Rhea pennata
Lineage: Eukaryota; Metazoa; Chordata; Aves; Rheiformes; Rheidae
Product: hemoglobin subunit pi
Exons: 3
Coding region: 39-467 (142 amino acids)
Biological process (GO): oxygen transport; hydrogen peroxide catabolic process
Cellular component (GO): hemoglobin complex; blood microparticle; haptoglobin-hemoglobin complex
Molecular function (GO): oxygen binding; haptoglobin binding; oxygen carrier activity
Source: RefSeq, a predicted model, not a curated record
GUUCGUUGUGAGGAGCUGAGACUUCACUCUCUUGCACAAUGACGCUGACUCAAGCUGAGAAGGCCGCCGUGGUCACCAUCUGGGCGAAGGUGGCUCCCCACGCUGACGCCAUUGGGGCAGAAUCACUGGAGAGGCUUUUCUCCAGCUACCCCCAGACGAAAACCUACUUCCCACAUUUUGAUCUCAGCCAAGGUUCUGUUCAGCUUCGUGGUCAUGGCUCCAAGGUCCUGAAUGCUAUUGGGGAAGCCGUGAAGAACGUUGAUGACAUUAGAGGCGCUUUGGCCAAACUCAGCGAGCUGCAUGCUUACAUCCUUCGGGUGGACCCAGUGAACUUCAAGCUGCUUUCCCACUGUAUCCUGUGUACUGUGGCUGCUCGCUAUCCCAGUGAUUUCACCCCAGAAGUUCAUGCUGCAUGGGACAAGUUCUUGUCCAGUGUUUCCUCUGUUCUGACUGAGAAGUACAGAUAAAUGACCUUCACAGAGGGUGAGGGUUGCAUGUCCAUGGCACACCACAGCUGCCAGGCUUCGGGGUAUUCACUCCUUCUUACGCAGUCCUCUCAAAUCCUCUAUAACGGGGUUCAGUCAUCUGCAAAACCCAAUAAAUAAU